AUGCAAAGCGCAACAAAUAUUGUUAUACUUGGUCCAAAGAUGGACUAUGAUCUCCCAAGAAGAAAAUAUGAGCAAGAGGAAAUUAUUGAGCAUUAUGUGAGCGAAUCUCGCUGUUUGUCGGGCAUUGGGGGAUCCCAUGGCCCUCUGAAGGAAAUUCUUAAAGAAACUAUUGAGCGACGCUACAAUGAAGAAAUACCCGCAUUUCAAGAUUUUUCGCACACAUCACAAAAUUCUUUACCGCGCGUUUCGUCGGCAUUUCACAGUGAUGACGAACAGAGGCAUCAACAGGAGAAAGGGACUGCAGUAGAGAUGCGUCUUUUAUGCAAACAUCAGCCAGAAUUUAAACUGAAAUUAGAGAUAUCCCAAGUUGUUACUGCAGCUCAUUUCAGCGUGAAUUUACGUAUUUCAUCGUUAAAAGAAAUAAGAAAUUGGCUAUCAUCAAGCAGUCAACCGCUUUCAUCUACUGUGCCCAAGACUUGCCUUAGACCCUCUGGUAAUUUGGAUAUGUCCCGAGCGAAUAUUGAUUCCUACGGAUAUGAUGUUCAUGAAGUUCACACGUCAGAAGGUGGCGCACGAAUAGUACAAACCCAUGGAACAGGUCUGAUUAAUGGAGAAGGAUCGAGAAUUCAACAAACAGAGCGAAGUCUAGACCAAGAACGAGUUCAUGGUUACGGAGGGGUUGAACAUCAUCGAACUACUUUGAUUCAGGAGCGAAGCGAAGAUUCACGUGCAGAAAUGACUCCGUCUGCGAUCAGGAAAGAAGUUGCUUUCCUGAAUUCUAGCAGAUCAACUGUUGGAAUUGGCAGUGAUCAGCGGCAAGCAGUUUAUACCUUGCCUUCACCUACAGCGAAUGAAAGGCAAAUUUCUCGACGCAUUGCUUCAGAUGUUGGUAUAACUCGAAAGAACAGUUAUAAAUGCAUGCAAAUAGGACAACAAGAUGAUUCAGCAGAAGUUUAUGCCCCUCGAUCAGAUGCUUCAUUAAUGGCUGGUUUUGCCGGGUCAUGUUUUCAAUCAUCCGAUCAAACACUUACUCCAAUGGGUCACAUAACGCAGUUCUGGAGGAAAAUUACUUCUCGAGUCAGAAAUACAACGUGGACGCCUCACUCAGUUUGUCUUCUUCUACUUUUUAUACUUCUGGUUACUCUGUUUUUCAUCUUACUUGGUAUUGUGCUGAACGCCUUGUUUGGGAGUUUCUCGACUGGCACUAUACUGCUCUAUCCACCUAUCUGCGAGGAGUGUCGUCAACGUGCUCCAAACGGUCAAUACAGACAGGCUCCUAGCGAACUUCACGUAAAUUUUCGUGGUUCUUCACAAGUUCGUUUCGAACUCAACGGUAAAGCGCCCUUCAGAAGCAGCUCACUUACUGUAAUCGACUUCAAAACAAAUUAUGUAGCAGUAGCAGAUCAUGCAUUAGCCGAUAUCUCAGGGAAGCACUCCACGUGUUUUUUGAUGCCACUCGAUCAUUCUGCUAUUCCAAGCAUUUCAACUUUACGUGAUGCACUCUCAUCCGUGAAGUCUGAGAUCCAUUCUGAAUAUGGCUGGCAAGAGUACUGGCAAUACCAUGCAGAACCGAUAGAUACCUCAAGUGCUGAGCAUAAGUUUACGGAUAAAAUCGGUGAUUGCAUUGGUGCUAAAUGGUACAUACUGAAGCACACAGUUUACACUCGAGAUUCAAUUUGCUCCAAUUGCUAUGAUUUCUGUUUGCCUGAUUAUGCAAUCCAACGGUUGCAUAAAUAUGAAGAUGACAUGACCAUUGGCAUCAGACGGCUGAACUGCUUGCGAUUAUACGUUCCGGAAUGGGCCAAGUAUCAGGUGAAAACGGAUAAUGAGGGAGGACGCUGGUUCUACCCACACCUUUUAUCUAACACCUCGUGA
Messenger RNA from Thelazia callipaeda (thelaziosis nematode), 1875 nucleotides. NCBI's taxonomy places the organism in Eukaryota, Metazoa, Nematoda, Chromadorea, Rhabditida, Thelaziidae. The record is from the annotation of a GenBank genome assembly.